AUGGCAUCCAUUACACCAUCACAUAAUAUUCCUAACUACUCAGCAUCUGAUUAUUUCAAGUUUGCCAUUGCUGGUGCCAUCGGUUGUGGUUCAACUCAUAGUUCUCUAGUUCCAGUCGAUGUGGUGAAGACAAGAAUUCAAUUGGAACCAGCCGUCUACAACAAAGGUAUGAUUGGUUCGUUCCGUAAGAUCAUUGCAGAUGAAGGUGCUGGUGCAUUAAUGACAGGAUUUGGUCCAACUUUAUUAGGUUACUCUGUGCAAGGUGCUUUCAAAUUUGGUGGUUAUGAAGUGUUUAAGAAAUUGUCUAUUGAUUUGAUCGGAUAUGAUAAUGCAGUUAAUUAUAAGAAUUCAGUUUAUAUGGGAUCUGCUGCAGUUGCUGAAUUUUUUGCCGAUAUUGCCCUAUGUCCCUUGGAAGCCACUAGAAUUAGAUUGGUUUCACAACCACAAUUCGCUAACGGGUUAGUUAGUGGAUUUUCAAGAAUCAUGAAGGAAGAAGGUAUUGGAUCAUUUUAUAAUGGGUUUACACCUAUCUUAUUCAAACAAAUUCCAUAUAAUAUUGCCAAGUUUUUAGUAUUUGAACGUGCCUCUGAAUUAUAUUACAAAUUAGUUGGUGGUAAAGAUAGCCUAUCUGAUUUAGCAAAUACAGGUAUCAACUUGUUAUCUGGUCUAACUGCAGGUUUUGCUGCAGCUAUUGUUUCCCAACCUGCCGAUACUUUACUAUCUAAGGUCAACAAGACUAAGAAGGCACCAGGUCAAUCUACCAUUGGGUUAUUGGCUCAAUUAGCUAAACAAUUAGGUUUUGUUGGUUCUUUUGCUGGUUUACCUACUCGUCUAGUUAUGGUUGGUACUUUAACAUCAUUACAAUUCGGUAUAUACGGUAGUUUGAAGAAAACGUUGGGAUGUGGUCCAACCAUUACUAUCGGUUCCGGUGGUCAUUAA
Messenger RNA from Naumovozyma dairenensis CBS 421, 939 nucleotides. It is a transcript of the gene MIR1, whose product is annotated as Mir1p. Gene Ontology annotation, molecular function: phosphate transmembrane transporter activity. The record is from RefSeq and is a predicted model, not a curated record. The coding region runs from base 1 to 939 and encodes 312 amino acids. Gene Ontology annotation, biological process: mitochondrial phosphate ion transmembrane transport. NCBI's taxonomy places the organism in Eukaryota, Fungi, Ascomycota, Saccharomycetes, Saccharomycetales, Saccharomycetaceae. Gene Ontology annotation, cellular component: mitochondrial inner membrane. The transcript has a single exon.